AUGUACUCACGCGGUAGCAGUACCCCUCCGACGCCGCAACUCCAGCCCCGAGCCACGGUCGCGCUACCUGCAGCUACCCGCCGCCGUCCUGUCCGCUGUUCUUUCAGCUGGCUGCAAAUGCAUGCGGGGCCCGGCCAGGUCAGGCAUCGUCUGCGAUUCUCAACCCUCAACCUUGCAGCAGCUGAGCUCCAGCCCGGCCGUCUUUGUUGCCUCCAGCCCAUUCCACGACCUCGAGUUAUAAGACUCGCCUGUGCCCUCUCGCCGGCCGCCUUUCGCAGCCGCCGCAUUCGGAAAUCGCCUAAGAUACACGUGAUUGUCGCUCCUCAGACCACCCAGCACCGACGACUUCCUCCAGCUGCCGCUCUCACCAACACCAUCAUCUCCCACCUUGUGCUCCUGUGCAUCUUUACCCGCCAUCCUUUGCAACUCUCCUCCCCAGCCCCAAUGGAGGCCCAGCCAUCACCGAUCAAGGCCACGCCAGGCCGUCGCCGUCACCCCCGAGGCGGCAAGCCAGCGCCCCUCAAGGCCUAUGCGUCAGAGAACGAUGCUGCCUCCUACGCAGCCUCAUCACAGCACCACCACCACAGGGCGCCGCAGACGCCCAAGAAGAUCCUCUCCGCGUCGCCUGCGCCGGCGGAGCGCCAGAACAACCAGUCCAGCUCCAAGCCGCGCAACAAUCGCAACAACAAGCCCAAGGGCAAAAGCGACGCUUCGCCGCCCAACUACCAGCUCAGCAACCACAACCAGUCUCCCUCUCGCACAUCUCCACCAAAGGCAAUCUCCAGCACGCCCUUUGCCGGCGCUACCUUCCACGCCUCGCCCGCCCCUGCGGAUCUCCCAAUCCCGAGCUUUCUCAAGUCAGCAAGCGACUCGCCAGUGGUCCGCCAGCCAAGGGGCUUCAUCUCCCAGCCCUCUCCUCCGGCCACGGACUCGGAGCUGCCCACGCCACACAGGCCGGUGUCUGCCUCUCAGCACCGCGAAUCGCCGCUCGACUUCAUGUUCCGCGCUCAUCGAGAGGAAAAGGCCCGCCAGGAACUCGACGGAACGCCCGUUGCCGCACCGCCGCUGGUUGGCGCCAUGUCUCCCCCGCGCCACUUGGAUGCUCCCCUCACGCCAACAGCGUCUGACCUUGGGCACAAUCGUCGCAUGUACAACCGACAGACGUACAAUGGCAAUGAAAUCUACGAGCUGGAUGGCACCGGAGGCCAGCCAUUGGGCCCGCCAUUCUCGACUCCCUACAACGAUCGGAUCCAAACUGCGCGCAACCAUGCCUCCAACCCGCCUCCUGCUUUCGGGAACCCUCUACCCACUCCAGUUAGCAACGCCCCUAGUCAAGACCCGACGGAAGCCCUCAAGAGGUUUCUCUUUACUCCCCAGUCGGCCGCGUCAACGGCUCCGUCGUCUGUCGCCCACAACUCGCUGCCUUCUCGCCAUGCCCCAGCCUAUUCCAACAGCCAGACGGAUGGCCCUGGGUACGAAAGCGCAGGCAGCAUCCAAGCCAUGGAAAAUGAUCUUCGACGAAUCUUGAAGCUGGAUCUGGCGGUCGACCGCCCGCCUACGGAACGCAGGCUCUUCACCCACUAG
This is a messenger RNA of Trichoderma atroviride IMI 206040, 1584 nucleotides long. RefSeq lists its product as uncharacterized. The record is from RefSeq and is a predicted model, not a curated record. Lineage: Eukaryota; Fungi; Ascomycota; Sordariomycetes; Hypocreales; Hypocreaceae.